CAAGCCUCCCGAGCACAUGUCGGUACCCGGCUCCCCUCACUGAAUCACCGAGCUCUCUCCCCAGCUGUAUUUCCAAAAUGUGUCGCUUUCUAACAAGCUGACCCUGGAUAAGCUGGACGUGAAAGGGGAGCCAGUCAUUAUGAGAGUCGACUUCAAUGUUCCUAUGAAGAACAACCAGAUAACAAACAACCAGAGGAUUAAGGCUGCUGUCCCAAGCAUCAAAUUCUGCUUGGACAAUGGAUCCAAGUCAGUAGUUCUUAGGAGACACCUAGGCCGGCCUGAUGGUGUCUCUAUGCCUGACAAGUACUCCUUAGAGCCAGUUGCUGUAGAACUCAAAUCUCUGCUGGGCAAAGAUGUCCUGUUCUUGAAGGACUGUGUAGGCCCAGAAGUGGAGAAAACCUGUACCAACCCAGCUGCUGGGUCUGUCAUCCUGCAGGAGAACCUCCGCUUUCAGGUGGAGGGAGGGAAGGGAAAAGAUGCUUCUGGAAACAAGGCUAAAGCCGAGCCAGCCAAAUUAGAAGCUUUCCAAGCUUCACUUCCCAAGUUAGGGGAUGUCUAUGUCAGUGAUGCUUUUGGCACUGCUCACAGAGCCCACAGCUCCAUGGCAGAAGUCAAUCUGCCACAGAAGGCUGGUGGUAUUUUUGUUUUUGUUUUUGUUUUUUUGAUGAAGAAGGAGCUGAACUACUUUGCCAAGGACUUGGAGAGCCCAGAGCGACACUUCCCGGCCAUCCUGGGCAGAGCUAAAGUUGCAGACAAGAUCCAGCUGAUCAAGAAUAUGCUGGACAAAGUCAAUGAGAUGAUUACUGGUGGUGGAAUGGCUUUUACCUUCCUUAAGGUGCUCAACAACAUGGAGAUUGGCACUUCUCUGUUUGAUGAAGAGAGAGCCAAGAUUGUCAAAGACCUAAUAUCUAAAGCUGAGAAGAAUGGUGUGAAGAUUAUCUUGCCUGUUGACUUUGUCGCUGCUGGCAAGUUUGAUGAGAAUGCCAAGACUGGCCAAGCCACUGUGGCUUCUGGCAUAUCUGCUGGCAGGAUGGGCUUGGACUGUGGUCCUGAAAGCAGCAAGAAGUAUGCUGAGGCUGUCACUCGGGCUAAGCAGAUUGUGUGGAAUGGUCCUGUGGGGUUUUUUGGGGUUUGGGGGCUGAAUCUUGACAUGGAAGCUUUUAGCUAA
Chlorocebus sabaeus (green monkey) is the source of this 1168-nucleotide messenger RNA. NCBI's taxonomy places the organism in Eukaryota, Metazoa, Chordata, Mammalia, Primates, Cercopithecidae. The record is from RefSeq and is a predicted model, not a curated record.